GGCAGAGCUGCUGUGUGCCCGGAUUCCCCCUCCUCCUCCCCCCCUCUCCUUAGCCGUCCCCAGACGUCAUCCUCUUCGUCACCGUCGUGAGAGAGAGCCGAGCGGCGGGCUGAGUGAAAAGCCCCACUUUGUUAUUGUUGUCCCCGCUCCGCUUCUCCCUCCCCGGGGAGCAGCAACACGUCCGCACGCUGUAUUAUGUGAACUAUGGAACAACUUUCCCCUUAGUAACGAAGACGAGGUGAGAAGUAAGAGGUGUUUGUAGUCAAAAUCAGAAGAGCAGCCUAGGUUGACAAUACUGCCAUUUACAAUGAUGGAGUGCUGUCACCCUAGCACAGAAAGUACUGGCUGGAUUACCAGGUGAACAUAAAGGAAAAUGGAUUGGUCAGAAUGUAUGUGCAAAAAGCAACAGAUGAGGUACCCCAUAGCUGACCUCAGAUCCCGAAUAUUGAAGAUGGAUAAGUGUAGACAUGUGGGACGACUGCGUGUCGCCCAAGACCAUUCGAUAUUGAACCCUCAAAAGUGGCAUUGUGUGGACUGUAACACUACAGAGUCAGUAUGGGCUUGCCUGAGCUGUUCACAUGUAGCAUGUGGCCGAUACAUUGAAGAACAUGCACUGCAACACUUUCAGGAAAGUAAACAUUCUUUAGCACUGGAGGUGAAUGAACUCUACGUUUUCUGUUACCUUUGUGAUGAUUAUGUUCUCAAUGACAAUGCCACUGGUGACCUUAAACUUUUACGUAGCACAUUAAGUGCAAUCAAAAGUCAGAACUAUGACUGCACAACACGCAGUGGUCGGACGCUGCGAUCUAUGGUAGCUGUGGAUGACAAUUUUACGUCUCAUCAAGGUGCAAAGGCACUGCUCCAGAAUGAAGACCUUGCAUUUACUGCUCUUUGGCAUAGAAGACAUGCGCUAUUGGGGAAAAUGUUUAGGUCUUGGUUUUCUUUGACUCCCAAAGGUAAACGGAGGUUGGAGGACGAGCGCCUCAGGGAAAAGGCCAAACAAAGGAGGGAGGAAGCAAGGAAAAAGCGUCAGAUGCUAAAGCACAAAUUAAAGCAAGAGUUGGAAAGUACUCCGCCACGUAAGAGUUCCCGCUUGCAAGAGCAACUGCAAAAUGUGACCUUGCCACCGCUGCAGAAAAAGCAUCAAAAGCCAACCGCCACCACAAAACAAAAUCGUUCAGGAUCUACCUCGGAAAGCACUUGUAGACAAAAAUUAAGCGAUUCCCCUGUUAAAAAAAAAUCGACUGUGACCCCUGGGGUGACAGGGCUAAGGAACUUGGGGAACACUUGCUAUAUGAACUCUAUUCUUCAGAUUUUGAGUCAUUUGCAUGUUUUCCGGGAAUGUUUCCUACAACUUGACCUAAAUCAAACUCAGGAGCUCUUGGUAGCUGCAGCCAAUGGAAAAACAAGAUCAUCCAGCCAAAUCCUCCCUGCUACAGACUUUGUUAAAAUAACACAAAAGCACAUUAAAGUAGAAAGGCCUUUGGUAAAGCGCCAAAGCUCCUCAUCUGGCCUCAGUGGUGGGGCAUCAAAAGGUAGAAAUAUGGAACUCAUUCAACCUAAACCCAGCUCAACGCACAUUUCCCUAUGCCACGAGUUGCAUACUCUCUUCCAAGUUAUGUGGUCUGGUAAGUGGGCACUAGUCUCCCCCUUUGCCAUGCUUCAUUCAGUGUGGAGGCUAAUUCCAGCCUUUCGUGGUUACGCACAGCAAGAUGCUCAGGAAUUUUUAUGUGAACUUUUGGAUAAAGUACAACAGGAACUGGAGACAACCAGGACCGGGUACCCAACCCUGAUUGCCAGCACUCAGAGGAAACUCAUCAAACAGGUCCUGAAUGUAGUCAACACAAUUUUCCAUGGACAGCUUCUCAGUCAGGUCACCUGUCUUGCCUGUGACAACAAGUCCAAUACAGUAGAGCCAUUUUGGGACUUAUCCUUGGAGUUUCCUGAGAGAUAUCAUUGCAGUGGAAAAGAGAGUGCCUCUCAGCGACCUUGCCUACUGACCGAGAUGCUGGCUAAGUUUACAGAGACUGAGGCUUUAGAGGGGAAGAUCUACGCCUGUGAUCAGUGCAACACCAAGCGGAGGAAGUUCUCAUCCAAACCGGUCAUCCUUACAGAAGCUCAGAAACAGCUGAUGGUGUGUCAGCUACCUCAAGUCUUGCGACUCCAUCUCAAGAGAUUCAGGUGGUCUGGUCGCAAUCAUCGUGAGAAAAUUGGAGUACACGUGCAGUUUGAUCAAAUGCUAAACAUGAAGCCGUAUUGUUGUAUAGAAUCUACUGCAGCCCUGAAAUCGGAUCACUUUAUCUAUGACCUGUCUGCUGUGGUGAUGCAUCAUGGAAAAGGAUUUGGUUCUGGACAUUAUACAGCUUUCUGCUACAAUCCGGAAGGAGGCUUUUGGGUGCACUGUAAUGACUCUAAGCUGCACACAUGCACAGUGGAAGAAGUCUGCAAGGCACAAGCUUACAUCCUGUUCUACACACAACGGGUCACUCAGGAGAAUGGACACUUGUCUAACAAGCUUUCAGGCCACGGCACUCCGUCUAGUAGUCCACUGUCUACACCUUGCUGAGAGAGACUCGUAGAAAAUUGUAACCUUAAUGGCAGCUUCUAAGCUCAGUUCCUGGAGCCAUUGGUGUGUCUGCUUGUGUAUAGUACACAUUAUUUUCAACCCAACCAGCACAGACUUUAGUAUUGGCCACUCAAGAUAUUUGAACAUUGCUGUAAAUUUUAAAUAACAGUCCUGUCAAUGCAGGCUUGCAAAAGUGAUUUAUCUUUGGCAGAAUCCAGCAGAGAAACUACCAUGCUCCCAACAUCAAAUGUUGACUCCAGGUCUAUUGAGGAAAUCGAUAUGCCUUGUAAGCAGAAUAUUGUAUACAUGUUCUCACUUGUCAAAGGAAGCAAGUGUUUCUCACCCAUUAAGGAACACAGCAGUAUAACCUUAAUGUGAAUUGCUGAUUGUUGACAGGAAGAUCGGACACUGGCAAACAAAACUGUAGGGCAGCCCAGGAUAGCCCAUCCUAAUUCCAGAAUGCCUCAGUCUUUUGCUGCUGCUUUCAAACGGAACAUCUUUGUCUGCUCUGUUGUGAAAAAAACUAACCUAUUUUUACUAGCAACAUUUUUUUCUUUAAUCAAAACUCUUCUCUACAUUGCUACUAGAGAUGUUCUCUUCUGUUGCAACUGGAUUCAGCUUAAGGUGGUUUUCAAACUCUGGUAACAAGUUGGCUGCAGCGCCUUUUCCAAGUACAGAGCCACUGGCAUUGCCUCUGCUUGCCCUGUCUCUGAAGACUCAUUUAGUGAGUAGGCUGGUCAGGCUGAGUCACCAGAAGGUCCCUUAUUUAGAUUGGUCACUGGGCCCCUUGAAAAUACUCAUUCUGUUGAGUGGGUGUGUUGGGUGCUCUGCUCUCUUUCCUGCAAUUCACCAUCGAGGAAGCGUCUCCUCGUUUCUGCUCUUGCUCGCAGUUAGCCAUGUGGUACUCUGAUCUUUGUUCCUUUUCUUCUGCUGACCUACAGUAUAUGUGGUUGCCUCCAGCCAUCCAACCCUCAUCUGCUACCAACUGUUUGGGUUUCAUGAGUACCUGGGGCCUAGCCCCAUCCCUGUACUUUACAUUGCCUUAUUGCCAAGUUCUAGAUACUGAGAGAAUAGUCCCACUGCACUGGGUGCCCUUAUCACUAAGAUAAUCUAGGUCCAGUCCUAGACACAGGUCAAACCCGAAAUGUUCCCCCCCACAGGGUAAAUUUCAGAUUCUCUGAUCCCAGAUUUAAACUCUACAAUUGAGUAGUUGUCUUAUUCUCCACUUCUGUAUAGGAAGCUUAGGUGUGAUGGUAGCCUCCAAGGAAGUCCGGUUUUAACCUUUUAGAUCUCUACAGCGCAACAUUCUGUCAUGGGAGAAGUCUAUUUAUCUGUGAACAGACCAAUUCCCUUAGUGCCAAAUACCAGGCUGUCCCAGGUCUGGUGCUGCAGGAAUCUAGCUCUGCUAUUGGGGAAAGUUCCUUCUCCUGAAAGACCCUCAUGACAGAUGCAAGUCUAAUGGGCCUUGGAAUGGGUCUUAGGCACCCUGUCAUUGUAGGGGACUUGGUCAUCGUCAGUCUUCAGACCAAGUUUCUGGAGCUUUGGGCGAUUUGGCUUUCUUUACAGUGUUUUACCAUCCUGCUGGAGUGUCAUGAGAUCUGGAUUCAGUCAGACAUGCCACACUUGUGGCAUAAAUCUUCUAUCAGGAAGGAUCCAAAAGUCGCAUUGUGACGAGAGGUAGAGCGGCAAAACUUUACAUUUCGGGCUUGACUGCUGAGUAAAUUCUAGGAGCAGGCUUCCUCAGCUGGCAUUUCGACUUUGGGGGAGAGAGGUUCCUACAGCUGGAGAUGUUUCAGGACCUGUCACAGGUGGCAGAAGCUGGAUGUGGACCUUGUAAUGUCUAGGUUCAACUUUAAACUGCCCAGGUUUGUCUCCGGGUACAGAGAUCCUCUAGCUGAAGAAGUGUAUAUGCUCUAGAGCAGUGAUGGGGAACU
This is a messenger RNA of Rana temporaria (common frog), 4500 nucleotides long. It is a transcript of the gene USP44, whose product is annotated as ubiquitin specific peptidase 44. Gene Ontology annotation, biological process: protein deubiquitination. The coding region runs from base 374 to 2566 and encodes 730 amino acids. Gene Ontology annotation, molecular function: zinc ion binding; cysteine-type deubiquitinase activity. Gene Ontology annotation, cellular component: cytoplasm. Lineage: Eukaryota; Metazoa; Chordata; Amphibia; Anura; Ranidae. The transcript has 7 exons. The record is from RefSeq and is a predicted model, not a curated record.